CUUAACAUAAGCUUUCUGAACAACUCAGAGCCGAUGUACGCCGCUAUCCUCACAUAGAUCCCUCCCGUUUCCUUAUUGGUUAUUUCUACGUUCAGGGAAUGAUUCCUUCCAUGCUUGCCUAAGCCGAAUUAAAUGGUGGAAAGUACUUACCUACCUACCUACUACGGUGUCCGAGUUUUACAAGUGAGUCACGUUCAUCUAUGGAAAUCCUCUUCGGCUCUGCGUAUGGAGCGGUUGUUUUAUGCGUUUCUAAUAUUAGUCCUAAUAACUGGGUGCAAUGUCCGCUUAUUUUCCUUCGGUCAAGGGCCGACUAAUAACAGGUCCUAGUUUUGGGCUUCAAUGGUUAGAGCACUUAUCUCCCUUGGUACAGGCCUUCCCCUGCUACCCUGCCGAUCCAUAGUAUUAUCUCAGAUGUCUUCAUACUAGUAGUCGAUAGCCUAGGAAUGCAUGGGAUAUUCAAC
Molecule: messenger RNA, 461 nt
Organism: Aspergillus alliaceus
Lineage: Eukaryota; Fungi; Ascomycota; Eurotiomycetes; Eurotiales; Aspergillaceae
Exons: 1
Coding region: 133-327 (64 amino acids)
Source: RefSeq, a predicted model, not a curated record